AUCGAAACUGAACUUGUAAAAUGUGAUCCAAACGAAAGUGUUUGAAUUCUCCUAUGCAUUCUCCAUCAACCCUCAUUGCACCAUUUUACCCUUUUCGUGUCUUCUCAUAUUUCUCCUCACACCCACACCGUCUUUGGUCUCAACGCCUCUAACCUUAUAUUCUCAUAUCCACCCACAUAAUCAUUCUCACCUUCUUCGCAGAUCACGCACUCCUUUGGGAAUACAAAAAGGAAAGUCUGGUUUUUGGUUCGUGGGGUGGUUUCGAAAUGGCCUCAUUCUCGGUCCCAUGCCCCAAGUGCCCUUCUAUUUCAUCUCCCUCUCCUGGGUUCAAAUCCCAACUUGUUCCAUUUCAAAGUGGGUUAGGCUUCAAGCCUUUUCUAUCAUUCAGAUCUUUGCCUGCUGAAUCUGCAUCAUCUAGGAUUCAGUGUGCUAACAGGAAGCAAUUUUCUGUUCUGAAGGCUGCUAAAGUUGAAAAUUCUAAUUCUAAUUCUGCCCCUGUAACUGUCAAAGAACCUAAUGUUGCGUCAUCAAAAGAAAAAGAUGUGCCUAAUGGAAAACACUCUGGGGGCACUGUAGCAGAUGAAGCUUCAAUUACUGCAUUCAUCUCUCAAGUUUCAGACCUUAUAAAACUUGUUGAUUCAAGAGAUAUUGUGGAACUUCAACUUAAGCAAUCAGAUUGUGAGCUCAUGAUUAGAAAGAAAGAAGCACUGCAGCCUCCACCGGCCCCAGCAUCACCACCUCCGAUGCACUAUGCUGCAUUCCCACCACCGCCGCCAGCAGCACCUGCAGCUGCUCCUACUAGCUCCCCACCUCCAAAAGCAGUGCCUGCCUUACCUGCCCCUGGAAAAGCAAGCUCAUCUUCUCACCCACCGCUGAAAAGUCCAAUGGCAGGAACUUUCUACAGGAGUCCAGCACCUGGUGAACCGCCAUUUGUCAAGGUGGGCGAUAAAGUGAAGAAAGGUCAGGUUAUUUGCAUUAUUGAGGCUAUGAAACUGAUGAAUGAAAUUGAGGCUGAUCAGUCAGGAACAAUAGCUGAGAUAUUGAUUGAGGAUAGCAAGCCAGUCAGUUUAGAAACGCCUCUUUUUGUAAUAGUUCCAUGAGUACCAGAAGGGAACAUUCUUCGAAGAUGAAGUGAAAUCUCCCUCGUUGGAUAGCAUGGUAUUGAAUGACUUCGAUUUUCAGUUCAGAAAUUUUAUGAGUGAUAAUUUCUCAUUUGAGAAAUCCUUGCCUGCUUAAGCCCCCACCUCUUCUCUUAAUCUGUUGAGAUAUUUUGGACAUAAAGCUCCAGCAUAUCAGAAUGAACAUUAUUGGACAUUUAGUUCUUUGCAGUUUUGACAUUUGUCGUAUUAUUAUUAAUGUUUUCUUUCUUCUGUUUUUUAUGGGACCCUCUUUCAUGCUGUAUAAACCUGCUGGAUGGAUUUUUGUGUUAAAAGUAAUUUGCUAUAGAUCUUUCUAUGGUCA
This is a messenger RNA of Vigna umbellata (rice bean), 1461 nucleotides long. Its product is annotated as biotin carboxyl carrier protein of acetyl-CoA carboxylase, chloroplastic-like. Gene Ontology annotation, biological process: fatty acid biosynthetic process. The record is from RefSeq and is a predicted model, not a curated record. Gene Ontology annotation, molecular function: acetyl-CoA carboxylase activity. NCBI's taxonomy places the organism in Eukaryota, Viridiplantae, Streptophyta, Magnoliopsida, Fabales, Fabaceae. Gene Ontology annotation, cellular component: acetyl-CoA carboxylase complex; chloroplast.